AGGUGGAGGAUGGCGGGCAGGAUGGCUCUGCGCUCUUCUCCCCUGUUGAGUCUGGUGUGGCUGGCGGUCGCCUUCUCGGAGAGCAGCUGUGGCUCCUUCUCACACUCCUUGAAGUUUACCUCCUUCACCAUUUCGGAGCCCAGUCAGGGGCUGCCUCACUUUGUGAUGCUGGUGGACGUGGAUGAUCAUGUCCUUCUUCACUAUGACCGCGAGACCAGGAAGAUGCAGCCUCGCGUCUCCUGGAUAGAGAAGUUGAAGGAGGAUGACCCGGAAUUCUGGGACGAACUGUUCAAGGAAGCACAUGAGGUUGAGAAGGUGUUCGUAUAUGGCCUGGAGCUUGUGAGGAUUUUCUCCAGUCAUAGCGAAGGCCUUCGUGUGGUGCAGGUCAUCGUAAGCUGUGAUCUCCAGGGAGAUGGGAGCAAAAGAGGGUUUGCACAGACGGCUUAUAAUGGGGAGUCUAUGAUGCCACCAUCCACCAUGGAUAAGUCUGAAAUGGAGGAAUGCAUUGCUUUGCUAGAGAAGUUCCUGUCUUACGGGAAUGAGACGCUGCUGAGGACAGAUCCUCCAGUGGUGACAGUGAUCAGAAGGGUGGAGGCCGAAGAUGAGAAGGAAACACACAUUUGUCGGGUCCAUGGCUUUUAUCCCAGGGUGGUCAAUGCCUCCUGGACGAGGGACGGGGAGGUCUGGCUGCAGGACACCCUCCAUGGAUCUGUGGCCCCCAACAUGGAUGGGACCUACCACUACUGGCUCAGCAUCCAGAUUGAUCCUGAAGAGAGGGGACGCUAUAAAUGCCACGUGGAGCACGACGGCCUGCAGGAACCUCUGGACGUGGCUUUGAAGGGUGAGGAGCAGCAGGGGAACAAUCAGACCAUUUAGCAGCCCCUUCACAGCACGAGUGGACAAUUCCCAUCACGAGGAAAGAGGAGAGAAGAUGGGAUCAAUCUUCUGAAUUAGGCUAGACUCUUAGGAGGAGCCCUUCAGGCCCAUCCUGCAUGGUGGAACAAGGAUAUAUCUGGAGUCUUUUGUCACUGCUUUUAUCAUGGAAUCAGUAACCUUUUUCUAUUAUGAUUGAGGAAUGGAGUAGAACAUUAUGAUUAUUAUGAUUGCAGAACACAGGAGCAGCUCAGUUGGCCUAGAGGUGGAGCUCUCGCCUCACAAUCAGGAGGC
This is a messenger RNA of Notechis scutatus (mainland tiger snake), 1167 nucleotides long. Its product is annotated as major histocompatibility complex class I-related protein 1-like. The record is from RefSeq and is a predicted model, not a curated record. Gene Ontology annotation, biological process: immune response. Lineage: Eukaryota; Metazoa; Chordata; Lepidosauria; Squamata; Elapidae. Gene Ontology annotation, cellular component: external side of plasma membrane.